Ipomoea nil (Japanese morning glory) is the source of this 3123-nucleotide messenger RNA. RefSeq lists its product as uncharacterized. Bases 1 to 3123 code for a protein of 1040 amino acids. Gene Ontology annotation, molecular function: DNA helicase activity. The transcript has 8 exons. Gene Ontology annotation, biological process: DNA repair; telomere maintenance. The record is from RefSeq and is a predicted model, not a curated record. NCBI's taxonomy places the organism in Eukaryota, Viridiplantae, Streptophyta, Magnoliopsida, Solanales, Convolvulaceae.
AUGGGCACUUUACUUCCAGAACAAGGCAAAGAACCUCAUUUUGCCCAGUUAUACAUAUACGACACGGCAAAUGAAAGGAACAACCGUAUAAAUGCUGUGAGGGGUAGUGGUGACCAAGAUGACAUUCAUGUAGAAAUAGUGAAUGUCAUUCAGAAAGACCUGGAUGAAAAUAAUGUCUUGGUUAAGUCUUUUCGCAUGGCUAUGUCUGAGUUGGAUAUUAAUCCAUGCGCCGAAGUAAAAAUAAAGUUGUUGGGAAAACGAACUAGAGAUGCGAGGACAUAUAAUCUGCCUCAAGUUUCUGAAGUAGCAGCUUUAAUUGUUGGAGAUCUGGAUACAAGUAUUGGAGAGCGUGAUAUUAUUGUUCAAUCGAAGGGUGGCCACCUACAGAGGAUUACUGAAUUAAAUCCUUCAUACUUACCACUGCAAUACCCUAUUUUGUUUCCAUAUGGCGAAGAUGGUUAUCGGGAGGACAUUGCAUUCGCCGACGUAGUAGGCAGGCGCUCUUCUGGUGGUAGACAGAGGAUUAGCCCCAGGGAGUUUUUUUGCUACCGCAUACAAUCUAGACAGUCAGCUCCGAGUACCAUAUUAUUUGCCAAACGGUUGUUCCAACAGUUCGUUGUAGAUGGCUACACAAUGGUUGAGUCUGGAAGACUAAUUUAUAUAAGGACACACCAAAAAAGCCUAAGGUGUGAGAGUUAUAGUGGAUUGACUGAUGCUUUGACGAGGGGUGAAAUAAGUCCUGCAGCCAAGUGGCCUGAGGUGCAACGCUUUUUAAAAGAUCAAAGGUUGAAGCCAGAAGACCGGCCGGACAUAAUUUGCCGCUUAUUCAAGAUUAAGUUGGAUGCUUUGAUAGCUGACUGUCGAAAGAAUCAACUAUUUGGCCCUGUGGCUGGAGAGAUUCCGGAUGAAAAGAAAGAUGCUGAGUAUUACCAAGCGGUAGAGGAAUUUAUGAUGCAUGGUCCAUGUGGAAAAGCGAGGACAAAUUCUCCAUGCAUGGUAAAUGCGCGAUGCUCUAAACAUUUUCCUAAGAGAUUUGUUGAUAGUUCUACGUUUGAUGACGAUGGUUACCCGGUAUAUAGAAGGAGAGACAAUGGCAGUGUAGUUACAAAGAACGGUAUCGCCUUGGACAACAGGUAUGUGGUACCGCACAAUAGAUAUUUAUUGCUCAAGUACAAGGCUCAUAUAAAUGUCGAGUGGUGCAACCAAUCAAGGUCAAUCAAGUACCUGUUCAAGUAUGUUAACAAGGGUCAUGAUCGAGUAACAGCCGAAUUUUACAAAACAGGCAAUGAUGACGAGAAUGGCAAAGCAGUAGAUGAGAUAAAUAUGUACUAUGACUGUAGGUACAUAUCCCCGUGUGAAGCGGUCUGGCGUCUGUUUGGUUUUGAUAUACAACUUCGUGCGCCUUCGGUAGAGAGGUUAAGCUUUCACCUACCUAAUCAACAGAGUGUGAUAUUUGCAGAUGAUGAUGCGGUUGAGAACAUUGUGAAUAGACCUACGAUAGCACAGAGCAUGUUUUUAGAAUGGUUUGAAGCUAAUAAAACAUACCCCGGUGCCAGAGAGCUUACUUAUGUUGAGAUGCCAACAAGAUUCGUUUGGAAGAAAGACCUUAGAAAAUGGCAGCCACGAAAGAAAGGGUUCUCCAUAGGACUCCGCGGCCCUAAAAGUUACGAAGAUAUUAGGACUGUAAAUGGAGUACAAUAUGACUCAUUCCGAGAUGCGUGUUAUGCAAGAGGUUUAGUUGAUGAUGACAACGAAUAUGUUGAUGCAAUAGAUGAAGCCAGUCAUUGGGCGUCAGCGGAACAAUUGAGGAGAUUGUUUGUGACAUUACUAAUGAGCAGUUGCAUGGGAAAACCGGAAAUAGUUUGGCACGCCGUUUGGCAACAUCUAUCAGACGAUGCCCAAUUCAAUAUCCGUACACAACUGCAGAACAGAGAGUUUGUGUUGACCGAUUCGCAGAAAAUGAACUUUGCUUUAGUUCAGAUUGAAAAGCUAUUAUCUAAUCAUGAACAAGAGAAAGAGAAUCAAGAAUUGGUAAGGCAGUUAACAGACGAACAAAGGGCAAUAUACAAUGAAGUGUUAACUGACGUCGAUUGCCAGCAAGGUGGGUUAUUCUUCGUAUCUGGUUAUGGAGGACAGCGGCAUAGCUUCGCUGUUAUUACCUGGUGGUCGUACGGCGCAUUCCAGAUUUGCUAUACGAUAUCUGUUAAUGAAGAUUCCACGUGCAACAUAAGGAACGGCAGUGAACUGGCGGAACUUCUUGUGCAAACAAAGCUGAUAAUAUGGGACGAAGCCCCAAUGAUGCAUAAAUUCUGCUUUGAAGCUUUGGAUCGAACUAUGCGGGAUUUGAUGCGCUUCGUAAAUCCAAGGAGUUCUGAUAUGACAUUCGGUGGCAAAACAGUUGUUUUGGGUGGCGAUUUCAGGCAAAUUUUACCAGUCAUUCCCAAGGGUACUAGACCGGAUAUAGUUCGUGCGAGCAUUAGCUCAUCCUAUCUAUGGCAAUCCUGUAAAGUCUUGAGGCUGACUAAGAAUCUACGCUUGAAAAGUGUUCAAUCAGAAUCCGAGUGCAAGGAGAUCGAGGAAUUUGCUAAAUGGAUAGCUAAUAUAGGUGACGGAAUGAUUGGGUGUCAACUGGAUGGGGAGUCAGAGAUUACUAUUCCAGAAGAUUUGUUGUUAAAGUGCGAAGAUGACCCUAUUGCUACAAUUGUUGAUAGCACUUUCCCCAAUUUCCGACUGGGACUUGCCGAUUUGUCAUAUCUUAAUCAUAGUGCAAUUUUAGCUCCAACAUUGGAUGUGGUAGAUGCCGUUAACCAAUACAUGAAUGACCAUAAUCCCGCUGAGAGUAAGACAUACCUGAGUUGUGAUUCUGUGUGUAAGUCAGAUGCCAAUGUGGACAUGUUAGCGGAUUUGCACACUCCGGAAUUCUUGAAUGCAUUGAGAUGUUCUGGAGUCCCAAAUCAUGCGUUGACAUUGAAAGUUGGAUCACCUGUUAUGCUGUUGCGAAAUAUUGAUCACACAUUAGGAUUAUGCAACGGUACAAGGUUGAUUGUUACAAGGUUGGCUGACCAUGUGUUGGAAGGCCAAAUCAUGUGCGGUACAAAUGCAGGAACCAGAGUUGAUUCCUAG